GCGGCGCGUGGCGGGGCCUGCGCUCCGGGGCCCGGCGUGGUGUCUGGUGGGGAGCAGCCGCCCGCUUGCUGCACCAGCCGAACGAGGCCUUGCGCGCCGUUCUUCCGAAGUCUGGUCCCCGUUGUCGCCCCCGGCCGGCCGCGCCAUGGCCCUGAGGGCGGAGGGCGCCGCGCUCGACUGCUUUGAGGUGACACUCAAGUGUGAGGAAGGGGAGGACGACGAUGAGGCCGUGGUGGUGGCGGUCAUACCGCGCCCCGAGCCGAUGCUCAGAGUAACCCAACAGGAGAAGACCCCGCCACCUCGGCCCAACCUUUUGGAGGCAGGUGGAGAUGGCUGUGAAGAGCCCAAGCAGCAAGUGUCUUGGGAACAGGAGUUCCUGGUGGGAAACAGCCCUGGAGGUGGUGGGCGGACACUGUGCAUGGUGUGUGGGUCAGAGAUCCGGUUCCCCUCGGCCGAAACAGCACGCAUGCACAUUCUGGAGCAGCAUCCACACACCCUAGAUCUGAGCCGCUCUGAGAAGAACAACAUCCUGGAGGCCUGGAGUGAAGGAGUGGCCCUUUUGCAAGAUGUCCAAGCUGAGCAGCCAUCCCUACCGAGCCCAGAAUCAGGCCAGGAUGUCCAGCCAGAUCCAGACUCCAACCCGAACCCUGCCAGGAUGCCAGCAGAGAUCGUGGUCCUCCUGGACUCCGAGGACAACCCUCUCCCUAAAAGGAGCCGGCCUAGAGGACUCCGCCCCCUUGAGCUGCUUGCUGCCCCUGCUACAGAGCCAGGAAAUAAUAAUAAGAAGUCCCGCACUCAGAGAUGGAAGGAACCCUCUGGGGAAGAGCCUGUGAGAAAGAAGAGAGGAAGGCCAGUGACCAAAAACUUGGAUCCUGACCCAGACCCUCCGUCCCCGGACUCACCAGCUGAAGCAUUUGCAGCACCAGCCGAGGUCCGCCACUUCACUGAUGGCACCUUCCCUCCUGGCUUCGUCCUCCAGCUCUUUUCUCAUACCCAGCUUAGAGCCACAGACAACAAGGACUGUCCUAAAGAGGGCCAGGCAGCAGGAGAAGGCCUACCCCAGGCAGUAAGCCCCUCUUCAGAUGGCUGGCCUCUCCACUGUGUAAUGGAUCUUCCAGUCUCAUGCUUGAAGCGGGCCUUCGUUUCCUGUCCCAGGGUGCCCUGUGCCCAAACUCUACCUGUCUGGGGUGCUCCCCCUCCGGGGCUUCGAGGGACACUGGAUCUCCAGGUUAUCCGGGUGCGGAUGGAGGAGCCCCCAGCUGUCAGCCUCUUGCAAGACUGGUCCAAGCACCCCCAGGGCACCAAGGGGGUGGGAGCAGGUGACAGCUCAGACUGGCCCACAGUUCUGUCAGAAUCCAGUGCCACUGUGCGGGGACAGCCAGAAGCAGAAAGUGGGGAGUAAGUUCUUGCUUUCCUGGGGGGCAGAGGGAAGAAAGGCAGCAUCUCCCUUUGGCCUACCACUCAGCUAUCAUCUCAGCCACCUGAUAGAGAAUUUUAACACCAAAUAUCAGGCAGGGUGGAGGGGCAAGCGGGCAGCAUCAUCUCCAUCACUUUGGGGCACCUGGUAGGUGUGGGCCCUUCGCUGGGUCUGAGGCCAGGCUCCCGAGGUAGGCAGUGGUAGCUGGCGCUGUUGUGAGCUGGGGCAUUGGGCCUGUGGAGAACACCCAUCCCAAUCAUUUGUGACCCCUCCACCUCCUCCCACCCAUGUUUAGCCCCCUACCACUCUCCCCUGGCACAGUGCCUUACGCAGAGGUGGUCACAGCGGGGUUUGAACUGAGUCCCACUACCUCGGGGGACACCUCCUCCCCAACUUGUUCAGGCUUCUCCACCAGGAAGCCUCCAUUACCUCUUCCCACUCCGUCCCUGAAAAGUCAUCCAUUAGCCCAUUCUCCCUUUCACCUGUUGUCCUGUUGUAUA
This is a messenger RNA of Dipodomys spectabilis (banner-tailed kangaroo rat), 1917 nucleotides long. It is a transcript of the gene Spindoc, whose product is annotated as spindlin interactor and repressor of chromatin binding. The transcript is spliced from 7 exons. Gene Ontology annotation, biological process: negative regulation of DNA-templated transcription. Bases 146 to 1402 code for a protein of 418 amino acids. The record is from RefSeq and is a predicted model, not a curated record. NCBI's taxonomy places the organism in Eukaryota, Metazoa, Chordata, Mammalia, Rodentia, Heteromyidae.